This is a messenger RNA of Oldenlandia corymbosa var. corymbosa, 2027 nucleotides long. The record is from the annotation of a GenBank genome assembly. Lineage: Eukaryota; Viridiplantae; Streptophyta; Magnoliopsida; Gentianales; Rubiaceae.
UGAACGAAAAAACACCAUGAUCAAAGUUGAGGGACUAAAUCCAUAAAAAUUGGAAAGGAACAACAAUAAUGGUAUAUAUAGCUUUAAUGUUGUCAGCACUCCAGUGUUAACCUGCAACACUCCAUUAGGGUUGGCAAAGCUCUGUGAAUGGAGCCUUGAGAGCUUGCUUUGAACUUUGGAGUGUGAAUUUAUCAAUUCUCCCCAAAAAAACUCAUUUCUUGCAUUAACGUUUGGACUAUAUUCUCCUAGAAAAUAAGAGUGGCCAAGAAUUGUGCCAGACACAAUGUCUACAACUUCUUAUCUCUAUAUAUAUCAUUCCAAGGUUUUUGCAUCAAACAUCAUUGAUCUUGAUCAUCAUUUUCAGUUCUUUCCUUUCUUUCUUUCUUUUUUUUUCCAGCUAGUUCCAUUUUUCUUGGUAUAAUUAACUAGCUUUUUGCAGUUUAUCAAGCAUUGAUGGACAUGGAGGAGAAUUCAUAUUUUUCUGAACUGGGAAGGGAUGAUCCAUUUGUGAUCACUGAAGAUCAGCAAUACAGCAUCACAGAUUAUUUUGACAAUGAAGAAUUAUCAGCAUUUGGAGUGGAAGAAUCAUUCUUCCAUAAUAAUUGUUUACCCCAAGAUCAUAUAAUGAUCCCAAGAAACAGCUCCACAACCAGCUUAUUAUCUGCAUCAUCAACCGUAGAAACUCUCCCUCAAAAUGCCAUGGAAACUCCAUCCCAAAAUCACAAGAAAACCCCUUCUCCAAUGCUUCUCACAUUUGGCGACUCAAAUAGUACUUCUACUACUACUACUACUGCACCCGGAGAGAAUAUCAAUAUUAUUGGAGCAAUGAAUUACAACAACAACAACAUGGAGGAUGAUAAUAUUAUUUCAGUUUCUGAUCAUACAAAGAAGAAACCAACUGCUCCCCGGCGCAUUAGGCCGCCUUCACAGAAUUAUGAUCACAUCAUAGCAGAAAGAAAGCGCCGCGAGCAGCUCAGUCAACAAUUUGUAGCUCUUUCAUCCAUUGUUCCUGGCCUCAAGAAAACGGACAAAACAUCUGUUCUUGGGGAUACAAUCAACUACUUGAAGCAUUUGAAAGAGCGCGAAAAGGCGUUAGAGGAACAAGCCAUGGCGCAGACCAUGGAAUCUAUGGUGCUUGUGAAGCAAUCUAAGGUCGUGAUUGAUGAAGAUGAUGAUGAUCAUCAUUCAAAUAAUGAUGGUGAUCAAGUUGUUGUUGGAAGUAGCUCAAAUAUUAUUGAGCAGCCACUUCCUGAGAUUGAAGCUAAAUUUCGUGACAAACAUGUUUUGCUAAGGAUACUGUGUGAGAAACAGAAAGGGGUGCUGUCUAAAAUCCUUUAUGAGUUGGAGAAGUUCAAUUUGGCUGUUACCAGCACAAAUGUUGCACCCUUUGGAAGCUUGGCACUUGAUAUCACCAUUAUCACUGAGGUGAACAUUUUCUUUUUAUUACUCUCUUCGUUUCAAAAUUAUUGUCCAGUUUCGAUUUUCAAUUGUAGUUUAAUUUAUACUAGAAAUAAAAAUUUAAACGACAAAAGUUUUGGGACGGAAAAAAAAAAAAACAAACAAACAAACAAACAUUUGCAUGUUCAUGUCUAAUAUGUCAAUACUUCAGUUUUAAUUAACUUCAAAAUUUUUACUAACAUGCAUGAUUAACAAAUUCCGUAUAUUUUCUUUCUUUCUUCUUCUUCUUUCUGUUUGCAGAUGAGAAAAGAUUUCAACUUGUCAACCAAAGAACUUGUUCAACUCCUUGGAUCAGCUCUUGGACGAAGGCCAAAUAAAUAAAUGUUAUCAAUAUUCUUCAAUUGAAAAACAGGAAGAGAAGAAAGCAUAGAUGGAUGUUAAUUUGUUUGGAUCUGUAAUUGUUGAAUAUAGUAAUAACUAAGCGUGGCAUGGAUUUGUGAUCAAUUGUUUCUCGUGCACCUCGUGCUGGUUUCUAUGAAAUGAUCCUUGCAUUCCAUGAAUAAAAUUUACUCAUUUUUUAAUUAACUUAUUUCCAUAAUUUGUUAUUGUACUGUACUGUUGAUAUUUUU